CUUUCGUGUACGGUCAAUUGCGUAUAAAGUCGAUACUAGUGUUUACCUAGCUAAAUCUUAGCACUGAUAGCUGCAUACUACCGUAUAAGGCUACCAUUACCACCAGAGGGACCGUCUUCAUUCAGUGUAUAGUACAUCGCACAACCAAUAGCCUCUCGCUCUCUGACGAGUCUCGGGUCUCAGCAGCAGCAGAUCCGUGGUCCAUAAAUCCAAGUCCAAGUCUAGGUAGGCAGUGGCACCAUCAUCAUCAGUAGUUUGUUGCUGGUGGUCAGUGGCAACUUUAAUCCGAAAAGCGAAAGGAACGAACAACAUUGUGUGGAAAAGAAAUGGGCAUAAACGAGUGGAAGAGAAAAUGUCAAAAGAGCUUUUCUGCGGUGCAGAAAAUUUGAUUGGGAAAAUAUUUUUCCAGUAAAAAGUUGGUUCGGUGCUUGGUUGGGGGAAAAUCUUGCGUGGGACAGAUUUUCCGGCUAGGUCUGGAAUGUGAAGGAAAAGAAGUUUUAGAAGAAGCAGCAGCCUAGUAGACAGUGGUGACAGAUCGAGGCAGAAGGUACGAAGUACGGAGCUAGUAAAGUAGACAGAAUUGCUUGCAAUCGAGUGAUGAUCGUCAGAAGGCUCAUAUUAAAGUUGAAUGUGAAUAUUAGUGGAGAAAAUGGUGACAGUGCUAGAUAAAUUCUCAGUGGAUCGAAAAAGGGAAAUUAGGAAGUAGAAAGGUGAGUCAGUGAACGACGGCGAAGAGGAAGGGACGACAGACGACAGAAAGCACGACGACGGCGAUGCAGUGUAUAGAGGAGUGAAGUGUGUGGUACACAAGUUUCAGACAAUCUCGGUUCGUUCUGUGGUGGAAAAUUGCUGCCCUAAAGUGUCAAAAGUGAUACACUUACGGUUUCACUUGGCCAGAUGAAAUGGAUUAAAACGUGAGUAAAUCGAGUAAACAAACAAGUUCUUGCUACGUAUUAAGUAAUUCAGUGGCACGAUAAGCUUAGUGAACUUGAAAUCGGUGAUAUCGUAACCAAUUGAAGGAAUCAGUGAUAGAAGAACGAAAGUCGGCGGUGACGGUGGGUGGGUGACGAGGGGCUGUCAUUGAGCCUUGCAGCCUUUUCCGAUGGCUCACAUCCGGAAGCGUCCCGAGGGGAACAUCCUCGGGCAUUUGGUCAGCCGCGAGCUCGGCGACACUGUCGACAAUUUUCGCAACAAUCUGUUCCACGAGCGACUCCGGAUAGCUCGGAACCUCUACAAGAAGGACCUGGUUUCGCACUACGGCUGUGUCAAUGCCAUCGAGUUCAGCCAGGAGGGUCAACUCCUAGUCUCCGGUGGAGACGAUCGGCGCGUUCUGCUAUGGGACGUGGACAAAGCCAUACUGGAGAAGGAAUCCCCGAUUUCCAUGAACAAGCAACACCUGAGCAACAUCUUCUGCCUGGGUAUCGAUGGCCACAACAGUCGGAUCUUCUCCGGCGGAAACGACGAUGUCGUCAUCGUGCACGACACAAAAACACGCGAAUCGGUAGACGUGUUCCUGCACAGCAAACCGGUCUACGGCCUAUCGAUAGAUCCUUCGAAUGAUAGCAUCUUCGCCACGGCCGGCGAGGACGGGAAGAUUCUGAUCUUCGAUCUGCGGGAUGGUUCGGAUGUGAUGUGCGUAUCGCGGUGCCGUUCGCCGUACCAUGCCGUGAUGCAUCAUCCGCUGGACGCAGGCUUCAUCGUGACGGCAAACGCCAAGGAAGGGGCAUCGCUGUGGGAUCUACGGGCACCCAAGAUGCCAACCAUCCGCUUCGGAGGGGAAAAUGCCGCUCAGAGUUGCAUGAGUGUACGGUUCAAUAGCUUGGGAACGCAGGUGCUGGCACUGCGAAGGCGUCUCCCACCGAUACUGUACUCGACGGGUUCACCGGAACCGAUUUGCCAGUUCUACCAUCAGGAUUACUACAAUUCCUGUACGAUGAAGAGCUGCUGCUUCGCGGGAGAGAAUGAUCAGUUUGUGCUGUCCGGGUCGGAUGAUUUCAAUUUGUAUGUGUGGCGGGUGACGGAUGCCGAUGUGACCGAUACGGACCAGUGGGUGGAUCAGAACCAGAUGGUUCUGUAUGGGCACAGGUCAAUUGUGAAUCAGGUGCGUUACAAUCCGCAGAAGUGUCUGAUUGCUUCGUCCGGGGUGGAGAAAAUUGUGAAGCUGUGGACCCCGUUCGAGCUGACCUCGUGGCGUGGAAGUUUGACUGAGGAAGCAACGGGGCCAGAGAAUCCACGGGAGGUGUUCACCAACGAGGAGUACAUUUCAUUGAACAUGACUCACGAUUACAGUCACCAGUCGACGUUGGAGGAUCCACGGAUGAUGGCAUUCUUCGACUAUCUGGUUCAGCAGGAGAUCGAAGGGUGGAAUACCGAGACUUCGGAUCAGACAUCGGAACACAGUUCGGAUGAGAACGAGUCGUCCCGACCGGAUACGACGCAGACGUCCGAUACGGAGUCGGUUCAGAACUAUAUUCCGCUGCGAGGUCAGCAUCCAAACCGGAGGGGGGACGUGGCUCAGCGGACAAAGUAUCGCAACCGGAUUGCAUAUCUGAUCGCCACAAAGCGGAAUCGUUUGAAACGGUUGGCGCUGAAAACGGCAAACACGCGGGUGCUGAACCGCCGCACGAUUACGAAGGGCAAGUAUGGGCUGAGGAAUCAACCGAAACGGCCGGGCUUGGGAGCGUUGCGUACGACAAGGAAAGGAAUCGGCAAACGGAACCGACGGUUGAGCACCAGCAAGUACAGUAAACGACCGGUUUCGCACGAGCAAACGAGCGAUUCGGAAGUUCCCAAGUCGACGAAGAAGCGUCGACUGCAGACUACGAAUUUGAACUUGGCGGUCUAUAGGACUUUCCGGCGGAAAUCCAAGGGAACUCCGUCGUCCACUUCGAACACGAGUACACGGGUCGAGGAAUCCAGCUCGGACGAUGACGACGAUGCGGAUGAUAGUGAACAGCAACAUUCGGCGGCGAAGAAGCUUAAGCUGAGCGGCGGGGACGGCAUGGGCAGUUUGCCGUCGACGUCCAGGGGGUUACCGGGAGUGGGUGGCAGUGGGUUCAAUAAUGGAGCCGGCCCGAGUGGACUGUGUAAAGCUGGCAGGAGUGGUGGAGUCGCUGGCAGUAGCAGGAGUAGCACAUACACCGGCAUGGAUACGCCCAGCACGAGCACGGGACUGACCGGGAAUGGAAGAAAUCUGCUCUUCCACAUUGCGUCGACCACCACCAACGACGACGACGACGAUUCGGACGAUGACCCAUCGAUCCCGGAACAUCCGGCCUCGCCGGACAACAUGCUCCGGGUGAUCACGUCUCCGAUCAACCACUUCGAAAUCCCAUCGAAUUCAACUGCGGUGCUAGCCGUAGACCAUAACGACAACAACAUCCUAGAUCACAGCAACAACAACAGUAGCUACGUAAACCACAACAACAGCACUAGCAAUAGAGUCAGCAUCAACCUUAGCAAUAGAAACAUCAGCAUCAGCAAUGCAAUCCAGAAUGGCUCCAGUGGAGUCGGACAGAAGCGAUCCCACCAAGCGCCGGCGGCCACCGCCACCGCUACCAGUCAGGACCAGAAUGAGUCGUCCUCUUCGUACAAUCAGGUGUACGAUCACACCUACUCGAGUCGAUCCAACUCGCGCCUAUCCAGCAGCUACGAUUACGAUUGUUCCUCCAGUAACGACAGCUUCCUGGACUAUUUCAACAACAAGAAGAAAUUGAUAGCAUCGGCGGUUGCCACCGGCAGUAGCAAUGGUCACGCGGCCGGCAAUCAGGACCAACCAGGCGGAUCUAGCGGCCGGAAGUUCCCCGACUACAACCGGGAACUGCUAAACCACACGCCGGACAGUGGAAUCGCUACGGGACCGUGCAGUUCCGUAUCGACCAAUGGGAUGCCAUCCGGGGCGAAAUCGAUUCCCGGUGGAACUCCGGACGGCGCUGGUAGCAAUGGGAACUACCUGGAAGCACUGCCCGGAACGAGCGGCAGCCAAGCGGCUGGCAACGAUUUGGGCACCAAGCUAUUCCAUCAGAAGGUUGCCCGUGUUCGGAAAAACUACCGCAUGCACUUCUGUGAUGACUCGGAUAGCGAGUAAGCCGUUUUCUGAUGUGACGUGAGUUUCUGGAAGUAUUUAGAGGAUAUACCCUAUCGCGUACGUGGGUUUAAGUUUGAUACAUAUAUGUUAAACCCCUUUUCGAGAGCCAUCUACCGUCUGGUAAAGACUGGUGGUUGAGGUUAUGGCGGUUUGCAUCGUACAUAACCUCAAUUUCCGUCAUUCCAUUUGUUUAUUUCAGUACUUUAAUGUUUCUUUGCGUCGAAUUUUAUCCUAUAGUUUAAUUUUAAGUUACUUUUCCCCCCUAUUAGCACGUAUGAUUAAUCUGCGAUAUGAAAAAAAGAGCGAAUGUUAUAAAAAUCAACAUUUCAAUAAGUUGCAUAAGAAUAAAAUUCUUUCAACUAUUAGACGACGAGAGAAUGCAGUUGGGUGGAGAACAGCUUCGACCCGCCCCCGAGACCCUAUUCCAAGCAUGGGGUACACAAUAACUUACAACGCACAUUUAUUUUUCAGUAUGAUGGCUCACAUCAUAAAGCAUCUUUUGGAUAGAUCUUUGAUUAAUUUUCUUAGAAAUCACGCAGAACAAUGCAUUAGGUUCGAAGUAACAUUGAUCGAUUCUCUUUAUCGUCUUUCUCUUCCGUUAAUAACUUGGGUACAUAACCGCGUUUGUAGUAUUAGAAGCUGGAUAAUAGCUUCUUUCAUCGAUCUGUGUGCUGAAAAUAGCUGGGAAUGUUUUAACAUGGCCGAGAGUCGACGAAAAGAAUCUGUCAAUGUUACUUAGGACCUAAUGCAUUGUUCAGCUUGAAAUAUCCAGUACUUGGAAUAGUGUCUCGGGGGACUGAAGCCGUUCUCCACCCAUUAUAAAUCGUAUGAAACUAAGAAUUUACAAGGAAGGAGACAAACAUUUAUUAUCAAACAAAAAAAAACUUAACAAUACCGAUUACGAUGUGUUUUUAGUGAUAAUCCUAAAAAUGCAUACAAUAUUAGGUGGUAACGUUUAAGAGACAGAAGAUGAAAAUAUCCCUCUAGUAGAGCAAAACAAAUGCAAUAGAAUAUCCGAAACGAUUGAGUAACUAUAGACGUCCCUAAAAGACUAUCCAGCACUCAAAUUUGGACAAACUGAAAACACACACACACACACACAUUAACAGAUAAAAAAAAACAAUACGGCUAAGAGGCCCAUUUACUACUGAACCUAUCUGGUGAAAAUCAACGACAGUGAGUAGAAAAUCCUGACUAUUGAUGACCGUAUGUACGUGAUUUGCUAAUCAUAUACCUAAUACUAUUAUAUUACUAUUAAAAACUAUUACUAUAGCUGUACAUUAACACUUACAUGCAUAGAAUUAAAAGCAAGACUUUGUACGUGUGGUUUAGAAAAGAAAAAGAAAAAAAUAAUAAGAUGUAAUAGCGUGCAUCCGGAUUUAUCAAAAACAGCAGAAGAGAAUGGUGAAGAGCUAGAUAUUCACAUCCUGCAAGACGCAAGACAGACGAUAACCUACUCGAUGCGCGCAUAAUAUUUCACACACAAAAAGAAAUGAU
Ochlerotatus camptorhynchus is the source of this 5584-nucleotide messenger RNA. RefSeq lists its product as uncharacterized. Bases 1103 to 4087 code for a protein of 994 amino acids. NCBI's taxonomy places the organism in Eukaryota, Metazoa, Arthropoda, Insecta, Diptera, Culicidae. Gene Ontology annotation, cellular component: cytoplasm; Cul4-RING E3 ubiquitin ligase complex. The transcript is spliced from 5 exons. The record is from RefSeq and is a predicted model, not a curated record. Gene Ontology annotation, molecular function: protein binding.